This is a messenger RNA of Paramisgurnus dabryanus, 3753 nucleotides long. Its product is annotated as fas-binding factor 1 homolog. Gene Ontology annotation, cellular component: centriole; ciliary basal body; ciliary transition fiber. Gene Ontology annotation, biological process: cilium assembly; establishment of epithelial cell polarity. The record is from RefSeq and is a predicted model, not a curated record. NCBI's taxonomy places the organism in Eukaryota, Metazoa, Chordata, Actinopteri, Cypriniformes, Cobitidae.
ACCUGUAGAGGACAAACUGAUUCCUAAGUAGUGCGUCUUAAAACCAUGAAAACACGGACAUUUCUUUAUGUAUUGUUUUAAUUCAUUUAUUGUUUAAUUCGGCGGUUCUGAGUGAAGGUUUGACUUUAAGACUAACCGAUCUAUCAAACCCAAAGCGGUUCCCGUUUUGUUUUUCUUUUGAAUCCUCAGAUCUGCGUUGUGAUCAUUUAAGAAUAAGUACCAGUAACGUUAUCUCGUGUGGGUCCAUAUCAAGAUUUUACCGACGAUCAGAUGCUCGUGCAUUUGUCGGGCUUCUGCUCGUUUCCAUUGGUAACGGGGACGCGCAGAGAUUGCAGCCAUGACUUCAAAACAGAAGAAGGGUCUCAGAGGCUCUAUAGAUGAUGUGUUAGGAGAUCUUCUGGGAGAUGAUAAUGAUGAUGGCCCGGCCAAGGUCCGAUCUCCAACUGCUGGAUCCAGCAGACCUGCAGGCGCCCUUGCAUCACGCAGUGGGAAGAGGUCAAUGUUAGAUGAUGAUUUCUUCAAUAAACUGGCAGUAGAGGCUGUGAAUACAGAUGAGGGUUCUGAUGUAUCUGAAGCUGAUCCUGCUGCUUUACUGGACAGUAUGAAGAACAUAGAUGACAUGGACGCUGACCUGUUUAGCUCCAAGAAGAAACCAAGUUCAGCUCCCGUUCAGAGGAAAGACUCAGGAAGAAAAGAAGAACUUUCCAAACCUGGAGACAAGACCAAAACCUCAGACAAAAUGGUUCCUGAGGAGAAGAAGCCCAGUUCUGCCCCAGCAUCCACAACAAGAAGUUACAAGAAGUUCAGCUUUCUUGAUGAUGAUGAAGGUGGAGGUCUUGAUGAGCCUCCUCCUGAUAAAGAUAACAUCGACAAUUCCUUAGAUGAUCUGCUGAAUGACUUGGAGCCCAAGCAGGGGCAGAAAAAGACAAAUAAAUCCGAGGUGACCUCCUCUUUCUCCCCCGCUGUUUCCCACAAAACAGAGACAGCUGCUGGUGCGAAACGGAAGAACGAUCUGAUGUUUGACGAAGAAGAUGACCUAAUGGAUGCUCUGGGCUUUGAAGAGACACCCAAAACACAAGGAAAUGGACUGAUACAGAAAAAAGAGAGUGAAGCUCCUCAGAGAGCCCGUACAAGACUGGAUGAGAUUUUAGGUAGAGGAACAUCACCUCGUCUUCUGGAGAGACCCGUCACAGGAGAGAAGAAAGAGACUCGAGUGCUUGAAAACCAGACGGAGAAACCUUCAGCAGUGAAAGUUUCUGUGUUGGACGAGGAGGACGUGAUGUUUGGAUCUUACCAGCCAACGAUGGCCUCCACACCUGAGGGACGUCAGUCCAGAAGACAAUCUGUCAGAUUCUCGACUGAAGACGUGAGCGCUCACUCUCCUGAACACAAACCCAAACCCUCCACAUCCGCACGAGCCGCCCGACCAAAAUCAGAUUGGCUUGGUCUAAAACAGGAGGAGGAGGAGGAACGAAAGAUGAAGGAGGAGCCCAAACAAAUCCCCUCAGAGACCCUGAAACCACCAGCGUCUCCCUUAAGAAAUCCUUCUAGCCAAGAUAUGCCUGAUACAAAGACAGCAGAACUGCCAGCCGUACCCUCCUCUCCUCAAACCAACAGGAAACAAGAAAAGAAAGAGGAGGACGAGGAAGAUGAUUGGCUCUCUGGGGCACUGAGUCGUAAAAAAACACAGUUAACCAGCCAAUCAGAGGAGAGGGAGAUAAAACAAGGCGUUUCAUUGGGGGAGGAUUUUAAACCAAACACAAUCAUCAGCUCUAAGCAAGAUAUCUCACGCAGACGACCAGAUGAACGUCCUGCCUCAAACCAAGAGCCCAGCAUGGACUCUUCUGGCAUCUCCAACACAAGCAGGGAAGAUCAACAUAAACCUGUGUUUCAGCAGAAAUCACCUGCAGAUGUCGCUGUACCCCUGAGUCAAACUCAAACAACUUUACAUGCAGAUAAUCUUCAACAUCUGCUGAUACAGCAACAGUUGGCUCAGUCUCAGCUGUGGGGUUUGGGCUCACAGCAGAGAAACAGAAGAGACACAGAUGAGACAUCUGGAGACCUUAUAACAUCACUGCAGACACGAAUCAUACAGCUGGAGGGACAGGUGAGGAGUUUACAGCUGGAGAGAGAUCAGAAACACAUGCUGUUAGAGAGUAUUCAAGAGAGACACAAACAAGACACACUGAUCAUGGACAAUACACACAGAGCUCGUGUGAAGCUCCUGGAGGAAUCGGUCGCUCAGCGAGAGCUGCGGGCUCGGCAGGAGAACGAGGACCUGAUGGAGAGACUGGCAGCUGUUACGCGAAUGGUGGAGCAGGAACGGGCAGAGCUGCAGGCACAGCACCAGCGCAGACUGGCACAAUGUCAACAGGACAGAGACCGAGAGGUGGAGAGACUGCGAGAACUGCAGAGGAAGUCAAUCCUGGAGAUGAAGAGAGAUCAUGAAGAUCAGAUUCAGCGUUUGAAGAAACUGAAGGAUGAGGAAAUUGAUGCUGUUACCAGUGCAACAUCACAGACCAGGUCUCUGACGGUGGUCAUUGAACAGAUGGAGCAGUUCUCCCGCAGGCUGGGCGAUCUGUCGUCUCGUGUGGAGAGCACACACGAAAACACGGCUCAGGGUUUGGAGCUCGGAGCGAGACAGAGAGACGAACAGCUCAGAGUGCUUCAGGAUCGCUUGAGUCAGCAGCAGAGAGAGAUGACCGAGGAGAGGUCACGGCUCAAAGAGGUCAUCACUAAGAUGGACACACAACUCGCUGAGCAGCAGAGACAACUGGAGAAGGAGCGUUGGCGAGUCACAGCAGAACAAGCGAAAGCUGAAUCAGCUCUACGAGCUCUCGAGGAAGAGAGACGGACCAUGAUGCAACACUUCAGUAUGGAGAGAGAAGAGCUGGAAAGAGCAAAGAGCGCUCUAUUGGAUGAACAGCAGUCUGUGAUGCAGCACUGUGCUGAGGAACGCAGGAAACUGGCAGGGGAGUGGAGUCGCUUCCACGCGCAGGAGAAGAUUCGACAGGAGCGAGCGGAGAGAGAGGCCAGUCGAGCCCUGGAGAGAGACGCGAGUAGAGAGGGAUCCAUCAUCAGUAUGGCACAGGAACAGGCCGAGCUGAAACUACGUGCUGGAGAGCUUAAGCAGAAAGAGGAAUCGCUGCAGAAAGAGAGAGACAGUCUGGAGAAAAUGAGACAGGAGCUGGAGAGAGAUAAAGAAAAACUCAGCACAACUGCGUUACAACUCAAAACACGAGCACAGGAGGUGGAGAGCUUCAGUAAGCUGGCGUCUGAACGCUUUGAAGAGGGAGAGCGAGCGCUGCGAGAGGCCAGACAGGUGGAGACCGAACACCAGAGCAGAUUACACAACAUUCACACACAGAUGGAGAGACUCCGCCAACAACAGCAAAGCUUACAACAGGAGCGUUUGAGAAUGACAGAUCAUCGCAGAGACGUAGAGAGAAUGAGACAGAGUUUACCAUUGAAUCCUCCAGUGAAUCCUCUGAACACAGCACCUGUAAUCACAGAUUUCUCUCCAGUAUUAAGUAGCACACACCUGACAUCUGCUGUGAAUCCUCAACCUGGUGAACUACACGCCAAACUCGCCCUCAUCAAGUACACGGCUGAGAAGGACAGAGACUUCUUACAAGAGGAGCAAUAUUUCCUACAGACCUUGAAGAAAACUUCAUAUAACUCCAUCUUAAACACAUGACCACAUGGACAUCAGAAAUUGUUUUAUACCCUUUAUUAAAUGACUUUGAUACUUUA